Messenger RNA from Aegilops tauschii subsp. strangulata, 1234 nucleotides. Its product is annotated as momilactone A synthase. NCBI's taxonomy places the organism in Eukaryota, Viridiplantae, Streptophyta, Magnoliopsida, Poales, Poaceae. The record is from RefSeq and is a predicted model, not a curated record.
CACAAUUCCGUAAUAGAUUAUCAUAGUACUAUAAAGAUAUUUCCAGCCUUGUUACAUUUGGCUUGGGUUAGCCUAGUUUGGUGUUGUCGAACGAAGAUGAUGUUCCCAGCAAUGCGCGCCGUCCUCAGCGCGGCGAGGAGCGGAGCGGCCAGAAGGGCGGGAAGCUCGUCUCGCUUCCUCUCUGGAUCCUCCGACUCCCGGAGGCUGGCCGGGAAGGUGGCCGUCAUCACCGGCGCGGCGAGCGGCAUCGGCAAGGCGACCGCGGCGGAGUUCGUCCGGAACGGCGCCAGGGUCGUCCUCGCCGACGUCCAGGACGAGCUGGGCCGCGCCGCGGCGGCCGAUCUCGGCGGAACGGACACGGCAUGCUACACCCGCUGCGACGUGACCGACGAGGCGCAGGUGGCCGCCGCCGUGGACCUCGCCGUCGCGCGGCACGGCCGGCUCGAUAUCAUGUUCAACAACGCCGGGAUCACGGGCGGCAGCUACGCGGCCGCCCCGAUCGAGUCGCUGGACAUGGCCGACUUCGACCGCGUCAUGGCCGUCAACCUCCGCGGCGUGGCCGCCGGCAUCAAGCACGCGGCGCGCGCCAUGGCGCCGCGCGGCCAGGGGUGCAUCCUCUGCACCUCCAGCACGGCCGGCGCGCUGGCCGGGUCGGGCCCCCACGCCUACAGCGUCUCCAAGACGGCCGUCGUCGGCAUGGUGCGGUCGGCGGCCGCGGAGCUGGCGGCGCGCGGCGUCAGGGUCAACGCCAUCUCGCCGUACGCCAUCGCCACGUCCAUGGGCGCGCGCGCCGUCAGGGAGAUGCUGGGGCUUCCGCCGCGGAAUGCCGGCGACGAGGAGGAGGAGGAGCUGGUCAGGCGGGUCUUCGAGGAGGACUUCAACGAGAUGGGCGGCGGCGUGGUGCUGCGCGCGGAGGACGUCGCGAGGGCGGCGGUGUUCCUGGCGUCCGACGAUGCCAGGUACAUCACCGGGCAUAAUCUUAUGGUGGACGGCGGGUUCUCCGUGGCGAAGCCGCUCAACGUGCCGGCGAACUGACGACGGCGGGAAUCGUGUCGGGUUACAACAAAUUACCAAGGAACAGAGCGAGCGAAUAUAAAUCUGAAGAGAAAGAAACAGUGCAGUACUUUGGUCUCAUCAGUAGUUGCAGACAGCAGCUGUUGUCAGACAUGCUCGUAGCACCAAUGUCUGUUCAGACCCAGCGAGUAAAAAUCAUGACCGUGCCCAUAUUUUUUAA